CAGAAGUGUUUAGAGUGGCUCACAUACACACACACACACACACACACUCCAGUGGAGUAGAGAUGCUCACCUCCUGCUGUUUAUAUUUUCACUGACAUUCCAACAGAAGACAGCUGCAGGUGGAUAAAUGAUUAAACAAUGUCAUCAUCCAAAAAGACGCUUUUAUUGCUGGUUUAUGUAUUAUGCACGUUCCGCGCUGUGCGCUCGGGGGACACUGGAGACGCCAGACCCUGCUCUGGAUCACACUGUCCAGGGGGCAGAUCGCCCAGACCACCGCGACAACACAAUCCGGCAUCACAGAGCAGAUUAAUAAAUCACCAUCAUGCUCCUUCCAGUUUUCCAUCGGAACAUCACGCAACGCUUCUGUCCCAGCGCGGGCGGUCUGGAGAUCAGACAAGGGAAACCGUCCAGACGCGCGUCGCUGGAGUUUCUGGUCCUAUGUGCGCAGACUGCGUUACGCCUCAACGACCAGAUCAUGUUAUGAACGACACCAGAGAAUGUAAAGGAUUUGAUUGCCGUCUACCUCUGAGGAUAAGACCGAGACCCUGCGUUGGAGACGGGUGUGUGCUCGGUACCAGCCAACCUCCCCUCAUCCAUGUGGCAGACAGAGCCGCUCAGUUUCUGGGGGAAUUUCCGGACACUGGAUAUCCAGCAUCAGAGAGUGGGGCUCCUCUGGGAGUUCAACUCACUUGUGACAUCAAACCAGGAGAGAAUGAGGUCCCGGCUGAGGAUGCACUUAUCCUACAUCUGCAGCUGGCAAAGGGACAAGAGAAGCUGGUGGAGGCUUUGAGAGCUCAGCAAGUAGUCAUCCGUGAUCUGCAGCAGAGACUGGUGGAACAGCAGGGGGCCCUCCUCUCCCAGCAGCGUGAGAUACUCGAUCAUCAGCGCCGCAUGUUUGAGCAGAUGGAUGUGGUGAAGGCUCAGUACGGUCUUCUUUCUGAGACUGUCAAGCAGUUCUCGUUUCAAGGCUUGCAGGGAGAACUGCAAAGCUAUUUUGAAAGCCACCUGGCCGGUCUUCAGAACCAAGCACGCAGCCACCUGCAAAAGUCCUAUGCUGUGCAUAAGGUAGAUGUGGACACCAAAGUGGUGAAUGUAGUUGGAGAUGCAGGACACCCAGUGUUGGGGUGUCAAAUUGCGUGUGGGCCUGAAGAAUACUGCGACUUCCAGAAGGAUCCACCGCAGUGUGAAAGGUGCACUAUGUGUCCCCCUGGAUUCUUCCUGGUGUCACAAUGCUCCCCCACUGCUGAUAGGAUGUGCCAGGACAGGGAUGAAUGCCUAGAAUUACCAAGCCUGUGUGGAGAGCGAGUAAAAUGUCUCAAUACCCCAGGAGGGUUUCGUUGUCUUGGCAUCUCUGAGACAGAGAUGUCCACAGGGCUGUGUGGUCAUGAGUACUUUUACAAUCAAGAACUUCAGGAGUGCCAGGCUUGUUCAGACUGUGACGGUGAGCCUGUUGGAAUUCCUUGUACUUUCACCGGUGAUGCUGUAUGUGGAACUGUGACUGAGAAUGAGCUCUCACAGUCUUGGACUGCUUCAAUUGUCAUUCCGCCUACAAAGUCGAAGAGUACUUCCAUCUACCCAGGGCUACAGCUCAAUAUUCGUGGCAGAGAAGAAAACAACCUGCUGACCAGCCAUGAUGAUUACCUCAACAUUCAACAACAUGGACUGGUCUGGAUAGACUACAAUUUUGCACUAAAGCACAGCUGCAGGAACUUUCUCCAAGUCGGGGUACGGAUCAAUGGCAGCGAAGAGGAGGGUAGAGACCUCAGCGGGGUUCGAAUUGAGCAGCCUGAAAGGAAGUUCUUUCAGGGUGUGACUGUAAGUGCAGCAGUUGAGGUGGAACCCAAUCAUACUCUGUCACUCGUGCUGAAAAGUCCCAAUCAAUACUGCAACCAGAGUAAAGAUAUUCAAGCCUAUGAGCUUGGAGGAGCUUCAUUCAGCUUGCUCUGGCUGUCUCAUGACACUGGCGCUGUUGCCAUGACUGCCCAGAUGUCCACAGCAGCUCACUACCAGAGUAACUAUCGUCCCACCUUCCGUAUAGCAACUGUCUCUGAUCCCUACAUAGUCACACUGACCCAUGACAGCCGUGGGGUGCGUUUCAUGGAGAGCGGAGUGGUGAAGUUUGUACUCCAACAGGCUAUCUAUUCAAUGGGCCAUUCUUGUGUUCGAGAAGGUUUCUCACUGAUUGCCUAUGUCAACAGAAAUGGCACUAACCAGGAGGUGCUACGCUCCUUCAAGUCUGGUGUUAACUACAGAGACACCUCCAUUACCCUUUCUGGGGCCACAAGGGUAGACAGCGAAGACUGGCUCAAUUUUGAAAUUGUUGCCCCAUCUCAGUGUAAUGUCCGCUACUUUGGCGAUAGUUCUGGGAUUAGUAUGCUGAGCUUGAUCUGGAUCCCUACUGCUGUCUCCUCCAUGUUCACAGCCACUGUUUUAAGAACAGCUCUACCCUCUGGGGCAGUACGAAAUAAACCAUUGCUCUUUAGGCAGAUGAGCCCGAAUACAGACCAGAUGCGACUAGCUGGGUCAGGUGAGCCACAUGCUCAGAGGAACUUUGUGUUUUCUGAGCCAGGGACGGUCAGUGUGGCCCUCAACUUAAAACUGAUCCACUCCUGCAAUGUGGUAAAGCUGACCCUUUACCGGCAAGGUACAGAUGGAGGCCAGGAAACAUCCUUAGCCCAACAGGUGGGUGGACAUAUGCCUGAAGGUAGUGAGUGGGCCAGUGUGGGACUGAGAACUUCCUUUGAAGUGCAGAACGGUACUGCCGUUUAUGUUUCUCUGGACUGCAUUCGUGGGCGGAUCAACCAGAUCACCCAUGAGGGAGGCACCAACAUCUCCAUUCUUUGGUUGGCGUCAUGAACCCAAGUAUGCAAUCUAAGGCAGGGGCCUCCAAACUCAGCCCUGGAGGGCCAAUGUCCUGCAGAGUUUAGCUGCAACCCUAAUUGAACACACCUGAUUUAGCUAAGUAAGGUCUUACUAAGCAUACAAGAAACUUCAAGUCAGGCGUUUUGAGGCAAGUUGGAGUUCAACUCUGCAGCACACCGGUCCUCCGGGACAGAGUUUGGAGACCCCUGAUCUAUGAUGUCGUAAUUAACUAAAAAAUUGCUUUGGAAAAACUGGUGCUUUCAUAAGAUAAAGUAAAAAACUUUAUAUGGAUGGACUGCACAGGUGCUAUUAAUACUCCUCUGGUAUUCCGACGCCAUGUUUACUGUCGUUAUGAGAGGAGCGGGGGGGGUAUUAUUAUGGUGUGACAAUUCAGUUACAGAAACAAAAAUAAGAAUACAUGUUUUUUUUUUUUUGGCUGAAACAAUGAACUAAUAUAACCUUUAAAAAGUACUUUUUUCAUAAGUGCUAUGGCUGGUUGAGCAGUGACCAAUUUUUCCCAAGGGAGUUCAUAUCUGUUUGAUCUGAAAUCAACUUAAAUGUUCGUAAACAGAAUUUUAUGUUUUUUAGAAAGUGUGUUUGUUAAAGAGUAAGAAUGUGUAUUUGUGAGCUGACGUGAUGUUUUUGCUGCACUUUAUCAAUGUUGAAGUGCAGUAUGUUGUACAGUGCACAGUUUUGUGUUCAAUUUUGGAUUCAAGCUUGAUCAUAGCUUGAUCUACUGUAUAUGAAAUAUAGGCUCACUAUUGUAUUUUUGUUUUUAUAUUUUAUUAUAGAAAUCAAAUAACAAAAUAAUGAAAUCAUUAUGCUUGAAUAUUUAUAUUUAGUACUAUAAAUGAAUACUGCUGAUCAUUAUGUCCUGCCAUUGUAAUUUAUAUUAAAAAAAAAAAAGGAAAAUACAAAACAGACAAAUUUGACCAUUCAUUCUAAGCUACAGUAUAAAUGUCAUAUGUAUUCUAUUACUCUGAAUACUGUUGCCAUGUGCUGUCUGUGCAUACCAUGUUUAAUUGCUUCUGUAUGUGUUCAAACUACAGAUUACCAACAGUGAAGUGAACAAACAUUUGGCAACAUUAAUGUCAUGUCUGGCUUAGACCCCUACAUAUUUUAAUGCAAGGACUGGUAAUUCAUUAACUGUAGAAAUAAUGUAGAGUGAAAUCUUUUAUUGUCAAAAAAUAAUAUGCUUCCUAAUAUUUUAUUAAAGCUUCUGUAAAGCUUCUGUACUUGUUUAGUAAAGAACAGGUCAUUCUUACUCCAUUUUUACAUUAAAUACAGCUUGAUUAUGUUGUGGUUUUUAAAAUCUAGCAAUGCUACGUUUCUUUGUUACUGGAUUUGU
This is a messenger RNA of Labeo rohita (rohu), 4210 nucleotides long. RefSeq names its product NELL (neural EGFL like) family member 3 (gene nell3). Gene Ontology annotation, molecular function: protein binding; calcium ion binding. The transcript is spliced from 5 exons. Lineage: Eukaryota; Metazoa; Chordata; Actinopteri; Cypriniformes; Cyprinidae. The record is from RefSeq and is a predicted model, not a curated record. Bases 139 to 2856 code for a protein of 905 amino acids.